AUGUCGCUGAUCUCCGCUCGUUUGGCCUCCUCUGUGGCCAGGCGCUUGCCUAAUGCGGCGUCUCAGGUUUCGAAAAUUGCGGCUCCUGCGGUGGCCGUCGCGUCCCGCAAGCUGCACGUAUCUUGCCCACAACGGGGUUCCGAAAUCUCCGCCAUCCUUGAGGAGAGAAUCCUCGGUGCCGCACCAAAGGCCGACUUAGAAGAGACUGGCCGUGUGUUGAGCAUCGGUGACGGUAUUGCCCGUGUGUAUGGCCUUAAGAACAUUCAGGCUGAGGAGAUGGUGGAAUUCUCCUCUGGCCUUAAGGGAAUGGCCCUCAACUUGGAACCUGACAAUGUGGGUGUGGUAGUGUUUGGUAACGACAAGCUGAUCAAAGAAGGUGACAUCGUGAAACGUACUGGUGCUAUUGUAGAUGUGCCUGUAGGAGACCAACUGUUGGGACGUGUAGUAGAUGCUCUGGGUAACCCAAUUGAUGGAAAGGGCCCUGUUGACACCAAGUCGCGUAUGCGUGUCGGUGUUAAGGCUCCUGGAAUCAUUCCUCGUGUUUCUGUGCGUGAGCCUAUGCAGACAGGCAUCAAAGCUGUAGACUCCUUGGUGCCCAUUGGACGUGGUCAGCGUGAGUUGAUCAUUGGUGACCGUCAGACUGGCAAGACUGCACUUGCUAUUGAUACUAUCAUCAACCAGCAGCGUUUCAACAAGGGCGAUGAUGAGAAGAAAAAGUUGUACUGCAUUUAUGUUGCCAUUGGUCAGAAAAGGUCAACCGUGGCGCAAAUUGUAAAGAGGUUGACUGAUGCUGGUGCUAUCAACUACACCAUCAUUGUAUCGGCUACUGCUUCCGAUGCUGCGCCAUUGCAGUACCUUGCACCUUACUCUGGUUGCGCCAUGGGAGAAUACUUCCGCGACAACGGCAAACACGCCCUUAUCAUUUAUGACGACUUGUCCAAACAAGCUGUUGCCUACCGUCAGAUGUCGCUGCUGCUGCGUCGUCCUCCCGGUCGUGAAGCUUACCCUGGUGAUGUGUUCUACCUCCACUCACGUCUGCUUGAGCGUGCCGCCAAAAUGUCGGACAAGAUGGGUGGUGGUUCCCUCACUGCUCUUCCCGUCAUUGAAACUCAGGCUGGUGAUGUGUCGGCGUACAUUCCAACCAACGUGAUCUCCAUCACUGACGGUCAGAUCUUCUUGGAGACUGAGCUCUUCUACAAGGGUAUCCGACCAGCCAUUAACGUCGGUCUGUCUGUAUCCCGUGUAGGAUCUGCUGCUCAGACCAAGGCCAUGAAGCAGGUGGCCGGUUCCAUGAAGUUGGAGCUGGCUCAGUACCGUGAAGUGGCUGCUUUCGCCCAAUUCGGCUCUGACUUGGACGCCGCCACUCAGCAGCUGCUAAACCGUGGCCAGCGGCUAACUGAAUUGCUCAAGCAGGGACAGUAUGUGCCAAUGGCCAUCGAAGAACAGGUUGCCAUCAUUUACUGUGGUGUGCGAGGCCAUUUGGACAAGUUAGACCCCACCAAGAUCACAGCAUUUGAGAAAGAGUUCACUCAGCACAUUAAGACUAGUCACCAAAGCUUGUUGGCUACCAUUGCUAAGGAUGGACAGAUCACACCAGAGUCUGAUGCUGCCCUCAAGAAGAUCGUCACUGACUUCAUGGCUACCUUUGUCCAAUCACAGUAA
This is a messenger RNA of Parnassius mnemosyne (clouded apollo), 1662 nucleotides long. Lineage: Eukaryota; Metazoa; Arthropoda; Insecta; Lepidoptera; Papilionidae. The record is from the annotation of a GenBank genome assembly.